GUAAAUAAAGCCUUAAUUAUCUAGCUACAGAAAACGCUAAAUGUGAGUAUCAAUUUAGGGAAGAAAGGGUGAAGAACAGGGAAAACAGUUCAACCUUCAGACUGCAAGAAUCAAUUCAGAAGGCCAAAAAGUACAAAAAUUUCAUCAUCCCCAUCACCUCUGGAUUAGGGUAAUUACUGAAGUGAAGCGCAAAAGAUGGCAGAACUGAGCCUUGGUAUACUUAUAGAUAUUGUUGAUGAGGAAUGGAUGAGAGAUACUCUGCCUGAUGACGAUCUUCCACUGCCACCUGUAAUGGUUGCUCGAACUGAUGAUACCGAAGACUCAAAUCAUGAGACUCAACAAGUGGAUGACAAUACCUGGCAUGAUCUUGAAUUAAGUACUCAAUGAGGGUAUUGGAUGCUGGCAAUGCUUGGAACCUUUGUAUGAAAAUGGUUGCCAUGUCUAUUGUUGAUUGUGUAGCCACAAGCCAUUGAUGUGAAGGGUAAUUUGAAUUUUACAUAUCUGAGCUAACUGCAUUUGAGUAUUCAAGUUCUUAUGCAUUGUGGUCCAAGCUGCUUUUACUACAUUGUAGAUUCACCUCUUUUAUUUGGCAAUACUUUGCAUGAUGGCGGUUUUUUACUUAUAUAAUAUAUAAAAAAAAAAUACUGAAAUGGUAUGUUCCAAAAAUUAUGUGCCAAAAUGGUACAUUCAAAGGGGUGGAGGGUGGUGCAUAGGCGGCACCACCCUAAUAUUCUGACAGCAUUUGUUAAAAAAAUAAUAAUAAUAUUUUAGUAGUGGUGCCAAAGUGAUAGGCGGCAUUACUUUUUCUUUGUUAGUUUGUAAGCAGAGAAUUAUGUAUCCAAAUGAGUAAUUAUGUGAAAAUUUUUAAUGAUAUUUUUUUUCACAUGUUUUAUUUUUUUUAUUUUUUUAAAUAUAAUUUAAAAAUAAAUGGUAGAAUUAAAAAAAUACCAUAAAUGUAUUAAAUAAUUAUCAUAUUUAAAUUAUUUAUUUUUAUUAAUUGAGCCGGAUGGGGAGGAGGGAAAAUACUAUUGGUGCCGCCUAUCAAAUAGGCAUCAAACCCCUAUAUCCCUAAGUGGUGCCGCUUAUCACUUAGGCACCACUACUAAAAUAUUAUUAUUAUUAUUUAACAGAAUGCUGUCAAAAUACUAGAGUAAUGUCGCCUAUGCAUCACCCUCCACCCCUUUAAAUGUAUCAUUUUAGUACAUAACUUUUGGAACAUGCCUAUUCAGUAUUUUUUUUUAAAAAAAUAUUAUACAGGUAAAAAAACCCGAAUGAUAGUUAAAGCUUCGGAAGCAUUCGUGUUGAACAUAUUUUAAGAUGAGUAUAAGAAUAUGAUCUCUAAUGAUUUUAAAUA
Molecule: messenger RNA, 1354 nt
Organism: Gossypium raimondii (Peruvian cotton)
Lineage: Eukaryota; Viridiplantae; Streptophyta; Magnoliopsida; Malvales; Malvaceae
Product: anaphase-promoting complex subunit 13
Exons: 5
Coding region: 196-387 (63 amino acids)
Biological process (GO): protein K11-linked ubiquitination
Cellular component (GO): anaphase-promoting complex
Source: RefSeq, a predicted model, not a curated record